UUCCAGUGCUGUGUGUACCCCCAGUACAGUGGCAGAUCUUGGAGACUGCAGUCAUCUGAUAGUCGGUGGACUCUGGAUUACCCAGUUCUGUUAUCGGCAGUCUUAUAUCAAAAUCUGGCCAAAACCCACUGUACUUACAUUGGGAUUUUAUCCAGUUUGUGUAUUCAUGCUUGGAUUAACUUUUUUUGAUGGAGAUAGUUGGACAAAGACCUGGAUUAGUAUUCCUACAUGUGGUCUUAUUCUUGUUUUGAUGUGUGUGGCAUUAUAACUGAUCAUGGACACACCAGUUUUUGAAAUUGAAGAAGUCGAAGAUCCAGAGGACAGUUGUGAACCUUCAAUGAUGGAGCUAGCACAUAGCCUCCUCCUUAAUGAGGAGGCACUGAAAAAAAUUCCUGAGAACAAACGACCAGUGUUUGUCUUUGAAUGGCUCCGGUUUCUGGAUAAGGUCCUCAUCGCUGCACAAAAAUCGGACAUUAAGGAGAAACAGAAGAAACUUGUGGAGCAGUUGACCAAUCAGAUCAGUGAAUCUCCUGGGCCGCCAAGCCGGAAACUGCUGGCACGGAACCUUGCCAUUCUGUUCAGUGUUGGCGAUACCUUCGAACUGUUCAACACUAUAAACAAAUGUAACGACAUCAUCAAGAACAAAGAUGAUUCACCCAGUUAUCUCCCGACUCGUCUUGCUGCCAUUGCGUGUCUAGGAGCCAUGUAUGAGAAACUAGGGCGAAUGACAGGCAGAUCGUAUGAGGACACCGUACAGAUACUUAUCAAGUCCCUCAAGAAUGCUGAGUCCCAGGGAAGAAGUGAAAUCAUGAUGACCUUGGAGAAAGUUGUGGGAGGUGUGGGAUCGGCAGGAAGUGGCACAUUUAAGGAUGUAUACAAAGCUACCAAACAAUGCAUGACUGACCGGUCUAUGUCUGUGAGAUUUGCUGCUGCUAAGUGUAUGUACCAGCUUGUGAACGAGGCUCCAUUCAUGUGUGCCACAGAACUGGAGACGGUCACAGCUCUCAGCUUCAGGUCCCUGGAUGGAUCAAACUAUGAUGUGCGCUGUGCAAUCGCAAAACUCCUCGGCAAUCUUCUCGCAACUGCGUUGUCACCAAAGACUGUUUAUGGAAAGAACAAGCAGCCAAAACUUGAAGAAGUAUUGAACCUUCUGGCAUCAGGCUUCAUUAAGGGAGGUUUUGGCUUCCUGAAGAGUUCCACGGCAGGGGAGAUGAUUAAAGGCAGUGGAUCCAUUAAUAGGGAGAUUCGUGUCGGUGUCACCCAUGCAUACAUUGAGUUUGUGAAAUGUAUGGGAGGCUUAUGGCUGGAGAGAAACAUCUCCAUGUUUCUGAAUCAUGUCCUUGACCUUGUGGCCAGUCCAAAGUCUACACCCACACACGUUGAUGCAGUGUAUGCACGCAAAUGUGUCCUCUUCAUCAUAAGAUCUUCAAUAGGAGGUCUGCUGGGGGAAAAGGCUCAAAUUGCUGCUGCCAAGGAGAUAUGUCAAAUAAUUGUAAAACAAAUGAAUGCAGCAGGAGAAGCAGUGGCCGACGCGGUGGAUGGUAAAUCCCAGAACUGGGAUAUGAUGGGCAGUCAGCAUGUACUUGUAUGUGCUCUACAUGAGCUAGGAAGCCUGGUACUGAGGCUGGGUACCUCAGCUAGUCCCCUGGUGUCCGAGCCUGCCACAGGUAUAAUAGAGCCGGUGGUGUCGGUGUUAAUCCACCCCUGCCACGCGGCUCGACUGGCGGCCUCCUGGUGUCUGGGCAGUAUCUCAGUGGCUCUGCCCUCACAGCUAACACCCCUGCUAGACCGCUGUGUGGAGCGCAUGGAGAAGUUAAAGUCCUCCCCAGAGUCCGUGUCUGGUUACAGCAGCGCCCUGGCUGCCUUGCUGGGUAGAGUGUACCAGUGUCCACUGGGUAUCCCCCACGGCAAGGGAAAGCACUUGUUCAGCAUAGCGGAGGAGUUACUGCGGACAGCGUCACAGAACAGCCGCCUGUCCUUACAGAGAACACAGUCUGGCUGGCUACUCCUGGGCUCACUGAUGACACUAGGUCCUCCUGUGGUUAGGAACCACCUACCCCGCAUGCUGUUAUUAUGGAGGAAUGCGUUCCCACGGUCCACCAAGGAACUAGAAGCAGAGAAGAUCCGAGGUGACUCCUUCACCUGGCAGGUCACAUUGGAGGCCAGAGCUGGUGCGCUCGGAGCAAUGUACAGCUUCCUGCAGCACUGCCGUGAGCUAGUCACGGAGGACGUUAUUCGCCGCCUAUUGGCACCUCUGGAAUGUGCUCUCCUGAUGUUUUCACACUUGCCUGGCGUGAUAAAGAGCUAUGGGACCCAGCUGAAGGCCAGUGCUGCCAUGGUGCGACUGCGGCUCUAUGAUGUUCUCUGUCUACUGCCCCCAGAGUCAUUUGAAGGUACAUACACAAUGUUACUGAGAGAAUUGGUGGCCGAGUUCACACUGACAGACAAUCCAGCCAACACGACCACGUCACUGCUGCGGUCAAUGUGUCAUGUGGACGAUAGUGUUAUACUGGGCUCCUGGCUGCAGGAGACUGACCACAAGGCUAUAGAGGACCAGUUUGAACCCAAUCGUAAAGUGGAUAAAGAGAUAUUGCAGCCUAACAGUGCAUCAGGUUCUGGAGCCCUGGAGCACGACUCACAGUCGCUUUAUGCACGUUAUCCACCGAGUGAACCUAUCCCAGGCCCCCUUCCCUUGGGCGUGGCUGUGAUUGACAGCUCAGUGAAGCUUUAUGGUUUGGUCUUCCCUCGUGUGGCCAACAAACACCGGUACCAGAUGCUACAGCACUUCAACGAGUGUAUAAAGCAGGCCAAGGCCACCCGCCAACAGGCUGUACAGAUGAAUAUCUUCACUGCGGUACUCUGUGCUCUCAAGAGCCUAUCUGAUACUAAGACGAGUAUGGGACCUGAUGAGGUGAAGAAAGCUGCAUUCAAUCUUAUCAUGGGAGCUCUGAGCAGCACCAAUCCUAUCUUAAGGUGUGCGGCUGGUGAGGCGUUAGGUCGCAUGGCACAAGUGGUGGGCGACAGUCGCUUCAUCGCAGACAUGGCUCAAUACAGCUUUAACAGUUUGAAAUCAGCGCGAGAUGUGGUCAGCAGGACUGGUCAUUCUCUGGCCCUAGGCUGUCUACACAGAUACGUCGGGGGUAUGGGGUCAGGUCAGCACCUAAACACUAGUGUCAGCAUCUUGUUGGCUCUGGCCCAGGACUUCAACUCACCUGUUGUACAGGUGUGGGCAUUGCAUGCCUUAGCCCUGAUUGCUGACUCGGGUGGACCGAUGUUCCGAAGCUACGUGGAGCCCACACUGUCACUGGUACUACAACUGCUGUUGUCUGUGCCACCCUCCACCGUGGAUGUCCACCAGUGUUUGGGCAAGUGUCUGUCGGCCCUCAUCACUUCAAUAGGACCAGAACUACAGGGUAACAGUGGGUCGAUAGCCACAGCGCGGCUGUAUUGCCUAGUGUGCUGUGCUAUCAUGCAGGACCACCCCGACUCCUUGGUCCAGGCCGAGGCCAUUGCCUGUCUACAACAGCUUCACAUGUUUGCACCGCGUCACGUCAACCUCACCUCUCUCGUCCCUCAUCUCUGUGAAACGCUCAAGAGUGCCCACUUACUAUUACGGAGAGCUGCAGUAGCAUGUUUACGUCAACUGGUUACACGCGAGGCAGAGGAGGUCAGCGAACAGGCACUCAAGGUCGUCAAUGAGACCAGUUAUCAGUACUCAUCACCUGGUACAGCUGCCUCGGCCAAUGAAAAUGGUGUAGAGGGUCAAUUGUAUGGCAUGCUGGACACAGAGAUUGACGGCAAGCUGAUCUCUGAUGUUCAGGACACGUUGGUCAGUCUGCUACAGUCCUUGGCUACUCGUAACCUUACACGCUGGCUUAUGUUACUGAAGGAGGUGUUGUCAGCCUCCACAGACACAACCAGUAGUUUACAGGAAGGAGUUGUGGACGGUGAUGACGAUAAGGAUGACGAUGAUGAAGAUGAGGGUGCUGAGUUUGAGUUCAAGGCGGCUGAGGCUGAUGUUACUCAUCCAACAGUUGCUCCUAGGUGGCCCACACGAGUGUUUGCUACGGACUGCUUGAGAAAGAUCAUCAUAGCUUGUGAAGUCGACGAAAUCCACUUCAACUUGGAAAAAGCUAGAGAGUUGAAGGCGAAGACCAACAAUGUGAACUUCCUAGUGUUACAUCUGUCGGAGUUGGUACGAAUGGCGUUCAUAGCUGCCACGUCAGACAGUAACCAGCUGAGGUUGGCAGGCUUGUCGGCACUACAGGAUGUUAUAACCAGAUUCGCGGCUGUACCAGAACCGGAGUUCCCUGGCCAUGUGAUACUAGAACAGUACCAGGCACAGGUGAGUGCUGCCCUGCGACCUGCUUUCUCACAGGACACGCCAUCAGAUGUCACUGCUGCUGCUUGUGAUGUGUGUAGUACAUGGAUAGGCAGUGGUGUUGCUCGUGACCUCAACGACCUACGUAGGGUUCACCAGCUGUUAGUGUCCUCACUGGCCAAAAUGAAUGCUGGGAAAUCCCAGUCCAUGUUGUACAAUGAGAGUGCUGUCACCAUGGAGAAGCUGGCAGUAUUACGAGCAUGGGCAGAGGUAUAUAUAGUUGCUGUAGAACGAGAGAAGACAGUACAGCCUAAAGCUAAGAAUGAGGAGGAUGAGUUCGGUGACAGUGCUAGAGAAAGCCUGUUGUCCCUGGUACAGCCAGAGUUACCUACACUUAGUCAGAACUGGUUCAACGCCCUUAAGGAUCAUGCUUACCUAUCCUUGCCUCCAGAAUACUCUGGGCAGCUCCCUUCAGAUGGUGGUAUGUUUUACCAUCCUGAAACAGUGGAUUCAGCUCGUCCCCACUACAAGAAAUCAUGGCCAUCCAUCCUCCAUGCUCUAGCUAUCUGGCUGGACGAAUCAUCCUUCUUACAUGUGGACAAAGACCACAGCAACGAGCCAGCCAAUGAGAAGAAGCCAGGAGGUCUGUCUCUAGCACCGGCCAAUGCUCCAGCUAACAUGAACCCAGAUCAGAUCAAUGCAGAUAGAUUGUAUCUCAUUCUAGGUAUUUGUAUGGAAGCAUUGUCCAGUAAUAUAAUUGUGAUGUCAGAACAUGUGGUCAACAGUUGUUUGAAAGCCUUGUAUGCUCUGUUGAACCCCAGCUGGCCCCGCAAGGCUAUGGGCGAGGACCCAGUGCUGUCACGUGAACUCCUCAAUGUCAUGCACAGAACGAUGUUGACAAAGGACAGCAUCACCACACAGCUGCUGGCUAUAGAGGUGGUAAAGCAAGUUCUAUCUGCAGCUGGAGAAAACCUUGACAACGAAAAGAUCAAAAUUAAAGAAAAGGAAAUCGAGACCCCAGUAAGCAAUGCCAGCAGCACAGAUUCCAUGGACACCACAGACAGUACCCAAGUGUUAGGUGAGGGGGGUGAGGCUGGGGACAUUGUACCUGGCAAGUCUGUAGUAUAUGCCACCCUGGAGGUGUGUCUGUGUGCCAUUUCCAGACAGAUUCCUGCCCUCAACCCUUCCACCCCUAGCACAGGCUUCCAGGUCCCUACAAGACUCACCAAGAUGUCCGACGAAUCCUGUCAGCUCAUUGCCAACACAGUCCUCAUUCUCACAGAACUUCCAAAUCUUUGUUCACCUCAAGGGAGUAUAGCAAUCCUACCUACAGUGUUACACCUAGUGACAGGAGUGCUGAGGGAGCUGUCGGCCAAGUCUUCUGAGCGACGGUCACCUGUAGUGGUCAGUGCCUGCCUUAGCUCCCUCAAGACUCUGUGUUCUUCACCACUGACCACUGAUGAAACAGUGUCAGGAAGCUGGAUACAGCUGCUGCAGAGCACUCUAGCUACAGUCCUUCAUUAUGCAAAACCUUCUGAAGAGAAGCCAGGGAUGGAGGACGUGACUCUCCUUGGGGUGAUCACAGUGUUCAUCUGCUGCACUCCCCACGAAGUGGCUAACAUACCCUCUCUCAAGGCUCAGUGUGUACAGGUGUUCAAAGAUACCUGGGAUUCUGACAACAACGAGGUGAAACUGAAAUGUGUCCAGAUGUUUACAUCGGUGAUACAGCACCUGGACCGUGACAGUGCCACACCUUAUAUACGCAAUGUCGCCUCCAAGAUAUUGGAGUACCUGUGUAAUACCAGUGAGGAUAAACGCAACAUUGACUCGGAAAUUAAUCUCAUCAAGGGUUCUAUACACAUGGCCGUGUCACUAGUCGCCAUAGCUGAAGAAUCUAGACGUUUGACUCUCUUAUCUUUGUUGAUGCCACUUCUUGUGUCAUUUUUAAUGAAUGAAAAAACUGUGAACUCAAUGUCUAAAUCUGCCAAGCUUCUACAUGACGAAGCUCUUCAAAGAAUCACAACGAUCGGUCCAAGGUACCCAGAGCAGUUCAGGACACUUAUGGGUAGUCAGGCAGAGCUCAAGACAAAACUAGAGGCAGCUGUGAAGCUCAACCAGGCCAGUGUGAGAGCAAAGCAGGCUUUAGAAAAAUCUGCCAAGCUACCACAGAAUCAACCUGCACGACCCACCAUAGCUUUAAAAACAAACUUCGGCAAUUUCACUGGAUGAAUGGAUAUUGCGAGGAUGCAACACAUUAAACGUUACUCAAUCUGUGAUAUUAUAAAAAAUGACUGGCCUCCUGUGUAGUACACAGGGGUCAUCUGUUACUGUUGGACUAUUGAUAUAUUUUAUAUAGCGAUGUAUAGCUCACAUGUAUACAGAGUAUAGCGGGGGCUUUACAAUGAUCACUAGUUGUUGAUGUAUAGUUUGUAUGGCUCAAGACUUUUCAUAUAGUAUUCAUGUAUCCUUGUUGACACGGAGAUCAAAACUAAUAUGUAUCAAUUUUGUAAAUAGCAUUUUUCCUCAUUUGUACAAAUUACCUCAUCACAUAUCAUCCAGAACUCAUAGUAUCUUGUCUUUUGUACCUAUUAUUUGUAAUAUAACAGACAGAUUGAUAGUAUUUUUGAAACUGAAAUUUAAUAGUUGUUGUAAUUAUUAAUUCAAAUAUUUAUUGAAUGUUGAAUUAACAGUACUUUUAUACUGCCAGAUCACUAUAAACUCAUCUUUGUUGCACUUUUAUGAGAAGUGCAUGCUUACCCAAUUCAAAUAUAUAUACAUGCAUCAAAUUGUCAUCAUGCUGUGAGAUUAUUAGAAAAGUUUACCAAGGAAGAGUGUUUGAAAAGAUUCUAGUGCUAGCAUAUUAGUAAAUGUCAUUAUUUGCAUGGUUUUUCUAUUUGAGAAAAACAGUGUUUAAAUAAAAAAUGGUUUUUUUUUCUUUCCGAUUUUGACUUAAUUUAUAUCUGGUAGAUAAAUGCAGAAGAUUCAGGGGAGGUAACUACAAACACCUGUGUGGUCUUUCAGUUCUUCAUUAACAUGUCUGUGGCCGCACACGUAUUCUAACAGUGUGAAGGAAUCUGUAAAUCUUUUAUAUUUUGUGUCUUCUUACUUUAAAAUUUGCAAUUUUAUAUGUCAUCAUUUGAUUGUCACAUAUUUUCCUCGCACAGGAUUUACCUUGUGCUUUGAUAUGAAGCAUGUAUAAUGUUACACCCACUGUUAGAGUGGUUUUAUUGAACAAAUGAUUUAUGAACAAAGACAUCAAUUCGAUAGAAUUUGGAUUUUUUUUCUAUGGAAACAGACAACAGUGCAAAGAAACUUGUUCUGUUGUUGUGUAUUAUAUUAAAGAGUCAAAAACCACUGGAAUAAAUUGUUCAUGGGAUUUGUGCACAUUUUGCAUUAACUUUUAGUUUUCAUCCCGAUUCCACUAUGCAAAAAGCAAUUAUUCACAAAAUAUUCAAGAUUUACAUGAUAAUAUAUAGGAUACUGAGAGAAUGUAUAUGAUUAUUGAAAUGAAGAAGAGAAUGGUUUUGUAUGUGUUGAAAACAUUAUGUCAUAUAGUUGUUGAAUUUUUUAAGAUAUCUUGAGAUUGUGAGUGUGGGGUAUUAUUAUAUUAUUGAUGUUUUUAAUCCUGGAGAGUGCUGCAAUCACCCGUUGUUUAUAUCCUAAAGCCAAAGUUAGCCCGUCUUGCACUGUUUUACAUACCAAAUAAAUGUUGUUUGUGAUCGCUCGGUGUUUUCCAUAUGAUGCCAUUGCUCUGCAUUCCAUACAUGUCACUGUUGCUUGUUUGUCAGUGUUGUUUAUAAGAUAAUUAAGAUCUGCUACAUUUAGAGAUUCAUUUCAGGUGAAUUUUGUCAUUUCCCCCAGUUUCAUUUUAAAAUUUUACCCAUAAGAAGUUAGUUUAGUAUUAAGGGCAUUGUGUAGCAUGUAUUUUUACCACUUUAACUGGAAAAACGUACUUAUUUUAUGGUGUAAAUAAUAGUAUAUGUAUAUAUCUGAUAUUUAGAAAGCUUACAUGUUUAUUUAUGGCUAGUUUUGUUUAUUAAAUACAGUAGAAACACUUUAUUAUGUAAUACACAAGUAAACAAGUAUUAUUGUUUAAACCAGUACUGAGUUUGUAGCACUGGUGGUAAAAUGAUUGAAGUUGUGAUUAAUGACGGUUCAUUAACAUAUACGUGAUUAACAUUCAUUUACAUACAAAUUUCAUAAUUCAAACAGAGGAGUUGUGCAAUGAUUUACUUGUAAAGGAAAUUUAAUCUGAAAAAAAAUAUUUUUGAUGUAUUUAUCUGAACUUCAAAGGUUAUUAAUUGUUGGUUAAAUACGAUGAGAAAUUAAAAAUACGUUUUUAAUUGAAAUCAAGAAAUUCUGUUUACAGGGCAAACAGGAUGUUUUGAAGGGUAAUUUUUCUAAGAUUUGUUUUGUGACUUUUCAUAUGUUCUCAAGUGGUUAUGAUUUAUGUUUUAAACUGAAAAUAUAACUGGAUUUGUACCAUUAAUUAUUACCGACAGAUGGUCAGUUAAACAAUUAAACUAACCGGACCCCCAGAACUUGUAAAUUAUAUGUAUGAUGUUCUAUAGGUUGAGCUGUUUGAGUUAGUACUCUGAAUAUGAAAUUUUAAACCCCUGAUGAGUGAUGGGCAAGAUGGUUAGAUAUUUUCUCAAGAGAGGUGGGAUAUUUGAUGUAGAAAUAUUUACAUGAAGAUUUAUUACACAUAAGUAUCAUUCCUAAUAUUAUAGAAUUCAUCAGUUAAUCUAAAUUAUGAUUACAUAAUUGAUGAAAAUGAAGAUAAGUAAUGAAUAGAUCAGAUUGGUUAGUGUACAACCAAAGAAAAUGUGAAAUACAUCAAGCUAAACAAAUUCAAUAAUCAAGAGACACAAUAAAACUGUUCUAAUUGAGAAACCUAUUGCUCUAAAGGAAUGUUAUCAAUAAUAUAUCUACAUAUUCUCUGGUCCGAGGAACUACAGAAUUUAUAUACUAUUAGUUUAUAUGCCCAAUAGAAGAUUUAAAAUAAACUUAAUUCUGGUCCAUGAGGUAUUAAUUAGUAGGACCCCUUUUCUGUUUCUAAAGUGAUUGGUGCCGAGUAUAGCUUCCAUUACAAUGAAGGUAGGCGUAAUGAUUUGCUGCUUAAUUGUUACAGAUGAUCAAUAAAAUAUCUACAAGAAACUUA
Messenger RNA from Mizuhopecten yessoensis (Yesso scallop), 9482 nucleotides. Its product is annotated as HEAT repeat-containing protein 5B-like. The record is from RefSeq and is a predicted model, not a curated record. The transcript has 39 exons. The coding region runs from base 275 to 6550 and encodes 2091 amino acids. NCBI's taxonomy places the organism in Eukaryota, Metazoa, Mollusca, Bivalvia, Pectinida, Pectinidae. Gene Ontology annotation, cellular component: Golgi apparatus; endocytic vesicle; membrane. Gene Ontology annotation, biological process: endocytosis; retrograde transport, endosome to Golgi; intracellular protein localization.